Bolinopsis microptera is the source of this 754-nucleotide messenger RNA. Its product is annotated as ER membrane protein complex subunit 7 homolog. Gene Ontology annotation, molecular function: carbohydrate binding. Lineage: Eukaryota; Metazoa; Ctenophora; Tentaculata; Lobata; Bolinopsidae. The transcript is spliced from 2 exons. The record is from RefSeq and is a predicted model, not a curated record. Bases 16 to 654 code for a protein of 212 amino acids. Gene Ontology annotation, cellular component: EMC complex.
UAUCCUCAGAUAGCUAUGUUUUGGAGCGUUCUCUUUGGAUUCAUCGCGAUAUGGUAUGAUGUUAUCUUAGCUAGUGAAUCAGCUUAUGACAUCAGAGGUCAGAUAGCAAUCAGCAAUGAUCCAGGAUGGCAAACAAGAACUCUGAUUUCUGCUAACUUUGGUGAAUACCAUGGAUACGCUCAGCAGAAUGGUUCUUUUGUUAUUCCAAAUGUCAAACCAGGGAGUUACAUCGUGGAAGUAUUAAACCCAAACUACAUAAUUGCUCCAGUCAGAGUUGAAAUCAGUAGCAAAGCUAGUGGAAGAAUAAGAGCUCGUAAAGUGGACUAUGUACAACCGAAUGAGGUCAUGUUAGUUAAAUAUCCUCUUACUUUCCGAGUUGCUGAUAGGACUAAUUUCUUUGAAAAACGUGAAACGUGGCACAUAACUGACGUUUUCUCGAGCCCAAUGGUGCCCAUGCUGUUGCUACCUGUAUUCUUCAUGCUUGUACUCCCCAAAAUUAAAGACAUGCAAGAUCCUGAAACUAAGAAAGAAUUGGAGGAUGCUUCUAAGAUGAUGUCAAAUCCUCAGAUGCCAGAUAUGAGUGACAUGUUGACCUCUCUAUUGGGGGGUACCAAAAAACCUAAGAAGAUCGCCAGUUCAAAAAUAAGGCGCUAGACCUUACAGUGAUAUUAUGAAAUGUAAUGUGAAUUUGUUGAUAUGUAAUACCUUUCAACCACUGGGCUGAAAGGCGUGGGCGAAAUAUAUUUCUGUAAUU